GUCUCAACAGCGCCGCUUCCGCCCACUAGACGGAAGUGCAUCACCUUUUCAAGAUGGCGACCCCCUAUGUAACGGAUGAAUCUGGAAAGUACAUCGCUGCUACACAGCGUCCAGAUGGAACCUGGCGGAAGCCACGGCGGGUCAAGGACGGCUAUGUGCCCCAGGAGGAGGUGCCAGUCUAUGAGAACAAGUAUGUCAAAUUCUUCAAGAGCAAGCCAGACCUGCCACCGGGCAUGAGUCCGGAGGAGGGCACGCAGGCUCGGCAGCAGCAGGGGGCGCUGGUGGUGGCACCGUGCGGCGGCGGGGAGAAAGAUGGCGAAACGGCAGGGCUCUCCAAGACGGCCAAGCGCAACAUGAAGCGCAAGGAGAAGCGCCGCCAGCAGCAGGGGCAGGAGGGGGGCGGAGCCACAGAGGACGGGGGCGGAGCUGUGGAGGAUGGGGGCGUGGAGGCGCUGGCAGCCGCUGUGGCGAAGGCGGAGCUCGGAGGGGAGGAGCAGUGGGACGGGGCCCCGCCCCGGGCUGACGUCCCUGGCGAUACGGUGGCUGACAGGGCCAAGAAGAUCAAAAACCUCAGGAAGAAGCUGCGGCAGGUGGAGGAGCUGCAGCAGAAACUGGACUCGGGCGAGAUCAAGCAGCCCACCAAGGAGCAGCUGGAGAAACUUGGGCGGGGCAAGGUGCUGCAGGAAGAGCUGCAGGAACUGGAGCAGGGUUCCUAAAAGGCCAGCUGUCCCCUGAAAGGGAUGGUGGUCG
Molecule: messenger RNA, 750 nt
Organism: Conger conger (European conger)
Lineage: Eukaryota; Metazoa; Chordata; Actinopteri; Anguilliformes; Congridae
Gene: pym1
Product: PYM homolog 1, exon junction complex associated factor
Exons: 3
Coding region: 54-716 (220 amino acids)
Biological process (GO): exon-exon junction complex disassembly
Cellular component (GO): exon-exon junction complex; cytoplasm
Molecular function (GO): RNA binding
Source: RefSeq, a predicted model, not a curated record